AUCACACACAUAAUAAAAUAAAAUAAUCAAGAAAACAUAAAGAGAAUCACAAAUUAACCUUCUUCGCGUUUGAAGUUUCCAUUCUCAGGUUUCAAUCCAAAAUUCCCUCUUUCUUUCUCGUGUACAUUGAUCGAUCUUCAAGUUUCGUCAUCUGGGUCUUGUAAGUUUCGAUCUUUCUAAUGGAUUCUGAGGGUAGGUGAUCGAUUAGGCUUUUGGAAUUGUACCGGUGUGAAAGCUGUUUGGUUCUUGAUUCUGGGUUUGAUAAUCGGUAGAGAGAUUUGAAUUUAGGGGUUUCUUCUUGAUUCUGUAACGAUGGCGGAUGCUGUGUCUUUGGUGGGUCAUCGGCCUUCGAUCGCGAGGAUCUCUGUCUUUGAUAAGAUGCAGAGAUCCCAGAACACGGUUCGAUUCAGGGUUGUCUUUGAUAAGAUGCAGAGCGUGGUAAAGAAGCCAAUCAGGGCUCUCGCUAUGGAGCUGACGAAGGAGAUGCCUGCCUUUAAGAAGAAAGACGGGAGGAAGCUACCGAGGACUUGGAACUAUCUCGACUCCGGCUCGGUUGAUAAACCCGGUUUGUGGCCUCCUGAGAACAAAGCCGACAAGCCUUCCUUGCAUAACCCUCUGCUACGGCAGGAGCGUAUGGGCUGCGGUUGGUUGGGUGCCAUCUUUGAGUGGGAAGGGGUUUUGAUUGAAGACAGUCCUGACCUUGAGACCCAGUCUUGGCUUACGUUAGCUCAGGAGGAAGGUAAGUCUCCUCCUCCGGCUUUUAUCCUCAGACGCAUCGAAGGGAUGAAGAACGAGCAAGCUAUCUCCGAGGUUCUGUGUUGGUCGAGGGACCCUGCGCAAGUUAGGAGGAUGGCUUCGCGGAAAGAAGAGAUCUUCAAGGCUUUGCAUGGAGGAGUGUAUAGACUCAGAGACGGGUCACAGGAGUUUGUCAAUGUCUUGAUGAAUAACAAGAUCCCCAUGGCUUUGGUCUCCACCCGUCCUCGCGAGACGCUGGAGAAUGCCGUUGGUUCCAUAGGGAUCAAGAAGUUCUUCAGUGUCAUAGUUGCGUCUGAAGAUGUUCACAGAGGUAAACCGGAUCCUGAGAUGUUUGUCUACGCAGCGCAGCUUCUUGAUUUCAUACCCGAACGGUGCAUCGUGUUUGGAAACUCGAACCAGACGAUAGAGGCGGCUCAUGACGGGAAGAUGAAGUGUGUGGCUGUGGCUAGUAAGCAUCCGAUGUAUGAGCUUGGAGCGGCUGAUCUGGUGGUGAGGAGGUUGGAUGAGCUAUCUGUUAUUGAUUUGAAGAAGCUUGCGGCUGUUGAACUGACGGAGUUCGAACCAGAGUUGGAGAUGGAGAAGGAAGAUGAGCGUGAGCUGCCUUCAUCUAAUGUAGCGGUUGAUGAUUUCUUCUGAUGGGAGUGGUCUUCUGUAAUGUUGUACAGUUUUAUGGAUUUGGAUUCUUCCUCGUGUAAUUCGUAUUCACAAAAUGUUAUAGUUUCUGUGUAUAAUUGGAACAGGUUAAAUGGAAAAAAUAUAUAAAUGCAACUCAUACGUAUA
Messenger RNA from Brassica napus (rape), 1536 nucleotides. Its product is annotated as 5-amino-6-(5-phospho-D-ribitylamino)uracil phosphatase, chloroplastic-like. Lineage: Eukaryota; Viridiplantae; Streptophyta; Magnoliopsida; Brassicales; Brassicaceae. The record is from RefSeq and is a predicted model, not a curated record. The transcript has 2 exons. Bases 313 to 1392 code for a protein of 359 amino acids.